Molecule: messenger RNA, 921 nt
Organism: Larimichthys crocea (large yellow croaker)
Lineage: Eukaryota; Metazoa; Chordata; Actinopteri; Sciaenidae
Gene: txnl4b
Product: thioredoxin-like 4B
Exons: 3
Coding region: 98-547 (149 amino acids)
Biological process (GO): mRNA splicing, via spliceosome
Cellular component (GO): spliceosomal complex; U5 snRNP; U4/U6 x U5 tri-snRNP complex
Source: RefSeq, a predicted model, not a curated record
GACCGGCUCGUUCGCGACCGACACAUCACUAGCCGUGACGUCACUUCCUCCUGGUAGCACCACAACAACACCAGAAGCUAACUCGUUAGCCUUCACGAUGAGCUUGUUUCUGCCUAAAUUAUCCUGUAAAAAAGACAUAGAUGAAGUUAUCAAGGGCGUGGCAGAGAAGGUCGUCGUUUUGAGGUUUGGGAGAGAUGAAGACUCGGUUUGUCUCCAGCUGGAUGAGAUUCUGUCAAAGACUGCCCAUGACCUCAGCAACAUGGCGUCCAUUUACAUCGUCGAUGUGGACAAAGCUCCCAUCUACACACGAUACUUUGACAUCAGUUACAUCCCCUCCACCGUCUUCUUCUUCAACGGACAGCACAUGAAAGUGGACUACGGGUCACCAGAUCACACCAAGUUUGUCGGCAGCUUCAAAACCAAGCAAGAUUUCAUGGAUCUGAUCGAGGUCAUAUACAGAGGAGCCAUGCGGGGCAAGAUGAUUGUCCAGAGUCCCAUAGAUCCUCAAAAUAUUCCCAAAUAUGAUCUCCUCUACCAUGGAAUUUAGGAUCAACACCUACUGUGCGGCCUAAUGAUCAUAAUAAUGUGUGGCAUCAACCGUUACUGGUUGAUUAACUGACAAAAAUAGCUUUCAGCCACCUUCCUAUAGGAGGCAAAUUAUAAACAGGGCAGCACAUUACCCUUUAUAAUUUGUCCUCUUGUUAUUUUUAAAUGCUCCAGUAGAGUUUUUGAACGCCGCUAACACCAUGGAACAUUGUUGUUAUGUGUGGUCCCUGUUGUGUUCCUGCAGGCCUGUUCAAACAAACAAAUACACACAAUGUAAUGGGCUUAGUUAAAGUUCCCCUAGUCCAAUGUACAGUAUUAACAAUAGGUUAACAGAGGUUCUGCAACUAUUCAAGUUUUAUUUAUUUAUUGUGAAAA